Venturia canescens is the source of this 4340-nucleotide messenger RNA. Its product is annotated as tetratricopeptide repeat protein 37. Gene Ontology annotation, cellular component: Ski complex. The transcript is spliced from 14 exons. Lineage: Eukaryota; Metazoa; Arthropoda; Insecta; Hymenoptera; Ichneumonidae. The record is from RefSeq and is a predicted model, not a curated record. Gene Ontology annotation, molecular function: protein binding. The coding region runs from base 164 to 4156 and encodes 1330 amino acids.
ACUGUACCGACAGAGACAACGGCGCCGACCUUUACCUGUAUAUAUAUAUAUCACGUUUGUAGUUUUUCGAAAAGAAUGAUGACAGCCGUAUAAUAAAACGAAAUAUUUGAAAAAAAAAACGUGACCACUGACUGGAAGCAUUGUAAACCUUGUUGAAGUUAAGAUGGCAGACGUGAAAGCAGCUUUAAAAGAAGCUCGCAAUCACUUGCGAGAGCAUCGUUAUGUUGAUGCUAUGAAACAGUGUCAAAAAAUUCUCAAAGAUGGAAAAGACAAUUACACUGCUCUUAUUAUACUGGCAGCAGCUCUGCGUGAAAUCGAAGAGCAUAAAGCUCAAACACCUGUGGCUCUUAAAAAAGCAAUUGACUUAAAUCCUAAUAAUCCACUGGCUUGGCAAGGUCUUAUAUCGUUUUAUGAAAAGGAACCAGACAAUGUUACCGCAUGGACUUGGCUUGUGCCUGCUUACUGCAAGCUCUUACAGCUGGACAGUCAAUCUUCGAAGUUCAGUCACUAUGUUACCGAAAUUUCACGAUUGUCCAUACGACUUAAUGACGCCAAAGUAGUGGAAACAGUAUUCAACACGCUCGUGCAGUUGAAGGAAGAGAUCAGUGAUGAUCGCGUAAAAUGUGUGGAAAUUUCGCUGAUGAAUUUAUUUAUAAAAUAUCCAAAAAUGACUCAAGAUCACAUGAUUUUGUACGAAAAAGUUUUGUCUUCCGUUAUUAAGGAUGAAACGUGCAAAGAUCGUCAAGAAUACUUCCACAGAUAUCUCAAAGUUCUCCACAAAACAAAUAAGCUGGAAGCACUUUUGGGAGUUGCUUUACAAAUGUAUGAACAGUUCCCAAAGGAUCCAAAUCCACUAGAAUGGAUUUGUCGAAUAUAUUCCGAACAGACAGUUCUGAAAAGGAAAUGCAAAGGCGUAGAAAUCGAGGAAAUUUACAAAGCUCUUUUUGCCCUCGAGCCAUUUUCACAUUUGGCCACUUUUGCUAAAGGAAUCCAAUUUUGGUGCGAUAACAAUAUGAUCGAAUCUCGCGAUAUUGUUAACCGAGCCGUUACUCUGAACCCCAAACUCUUAUAUGCGUGGAUCUUUCUUGGUGAAAUCAAUAUAAAGCUUCACUGCUGGCUUGAGGCAGAAAACUCGGCUGUUGAAGCUCGUCAACUGUGCGAACACAAGGACGAUGAGAUUCGGGAAAGAAUCGAUUUAGUACUGAUCGAAGCUUUGGCCAAGAGUGGUAACCACAAAAAAUUAUCCCAAGCUAUCGAGGAAUGCCAAAAGUUUCUCGCAAAAAAAGAAACGAUUCGCGUAAAACUACUUCUAGCCCGUGCUUACGUUCUUUUGGACGAUUCGCGGAUGGAACCGUUGCUUAAGGAGCUCGAAAUGGAUGAGGAAUCACAAACCGAAACGACAGUACUGCGAGCCCUGGGGCUAAUGGAGCGAGGAAAAUAUGAAGAAGCGAUCGAUGUCGUUGGUUCUGCCCUCGAAACUUCUGAGGCUUGGAUGAUUCUUGGUGAAAUAAAUUGGCUCACGGACAACUAUUCUCACAGCGUAAUGGCUUUCCUUAAGGGAAUUCAAGCUGAUCCCAAUAAUUUUCGUUGUUUUCUUUAUUUGGGGCAUUAUUAUCGAGAGCGAGGCAAUGAUCUUGAAAAAUCGCGCAAAUGUUACCAAAAAGCGUUACGCAUAAAUCCGAACUCGGAUGAAGCAGGUGUGGGACUGAGUACAGCUUUCAGACUUAUGAAAAAUACUGAAGCAAAUAUGCAAAUGCUGCUGCGAGUAACUACAACUGAAGGUGGUGGACCAAAAUGGGCUUGGUUACAAUUAGGAUUGCAGCAAUUGGACCAAGGUGAAGUGAGUCAGGCUAUCAAAUCAUUACGUUACGUUAUUCGAGCGGAUCCAUACGACAAUCAUUGCUGGGAAUCAUUGGCUGACGCUUAUUUAGUCCGAGGAGCUCAUACAUCAGCCCUAAAAUCUUAUCAAAGAGCUUUGGAGCUCAGUCCAGGAUCCCUAUACCCGAUGAUUCAAUUAGCAAACAUCAAAGUGGUUCUCGGACAACACGAUGAAGCGAAAGAAGAUUUUGGCAAUGUUUUAAGCCAGGAGCCUCGAUACAUCCCUGCUUUGAAAGGGCUUGCAGAAACUUGUCUGGGACUCGCGAAAGGAAACGCGCGACAACAGUUGCUUGGUCGGGCGCGACGCAACGCUCAAAAGGCUGCUGACAGCCUUACCGAUGCAAUCGUCGAGAACAGCGAGUUGUCAUGCAUUUGGAAAUUACUUGGCGAUGCUUGCUACAGCGUUGCUGUUCUUCCGGACAAAUAUUGUUACUUAGCAAUAACUCCGGGUCUCGUGAAAUCCGAUAGCAAAGACGAUCAAAUAAUUAUACGAAAGACUCAAUUAUUCGUUUUGGCCUCACGAUGUUUUUGCAGAGCCUUGAAUCUUUCAAAAGAUUCAUCAUUACUUUGGCAUGACCUCGCCUGCUGUUAUUUGUCUCAGAUGAGAUGCGACCCAAACGCGAAUCGGCUUCAAUUAGCCGAAAAGUCCUUAGCAGCUGCUAAACAAGCGGUUAAACUUUGUCCGUCGACGUGGGUACAUUGGAACAUGUUGACAGCUGUUUGCAUGACUGAAGAAGUUAAAAAUUACGCGCUCGCACAACACUGUUGCGUUAUGGCUAUUGAUAGAGAGCCAAACAACGCGAUCGCUUGGACGAAUCUUGGAACGCUGUACUUGAAUCUUGGUGAUCAUUACAAAGCGAAUGAAGCAUUUUCACGAGCUCAGCGUGCUGAUCCCGAGUACCUUAACAGCUGGAUCGGACAGGGUAUGAUCGCCGAAGCUGUGCACAGAAAAGAAGCGAUGGACCUUUAUCGUCACGCUACGAGCCUUGGGUAUCACAGUCAGGCGGCAAUCGGUUACGCCCAUUGGGUAUUGACGACCCUUCUCGAUGCAGAAGCCAAGAAAGAUCCCCUUUAUACUUACACGAUUGAAAAUAUGCACGCGGUUACCGUCGCCACUGACGCGAUGACCUGGUACAUCGAACGGGUUCCCAUGGAUGCGUGUGGUCGUAACGUUCUUGGUUUGUUGCUCGAGCGUCAAAAGCUGGUAGGACCUGCGGCUUGUGAGUUCCACGAGGCUAUAAAACUUGAAAAGGAUGAAACAAAGAAAGAUUUUGUGAGAAUCAAUCUCGCGCGGGUUGUCGUACAAUUGGGCGAAUAUGAAAAGUCGGUCGAAGCUUGCAAAGAUAUAAAAACAGCGAGCUUCAAGUCCCACUGUCAACUAGCUCUUUCAUUGUUCAAAGCACGACGAUUUGAAGAAUCUUAUGCCGCUUACGAGGCAACGUUGAAUUGGCUAGCCGACGCCGGCUCCGACAAAGCUCACGUACUGUGUGCAAUGGCUGCUAUGGCCUAUAUGUUUCAAGAGGUCGAUGAUGUUAAAACUUUGCUUUUCCAAUGUAUUCAAAUACAACCGCCGACUGUAGCUGGGUUGCUUGCUGCCGCAGCCCUUGGAUUGCUUCACGACGAUUCAAAUCUUACUGGUCUCGUUCUACACGAACUUGAGCCUUACAAGGAUGAGCCUGAAAAUCGUCAUCACGUCGCCAUCCUCACGGCUUAUUCGUGCCUUGUUCAUGGGGACAUUGAUAAGGCUAUACGCGUUCUAUCUAAAGCCGUUCAUCGACAUCCCGAUGAUAUCGGAAGCUGGGUCGGUCUUGUGAAAAUUCUUCUGCAAUGUAAUUCUCGUGCGUUUGCCCAUUGCGCUCAAAAAGCUAUGAUGCUUGGUCGUAAGAUUUCAGCAGUCGGUGUUUCACAAGUAGCUUGCAUUUCUUCCUUGGGCGAUCUUACUGAUGAAGUCAAUGACGCAAUGGUUGAAGUCCAAAGAAAGACGAAAGACAGUCCGAGAAAAGGACUGAGAUCGGUCCAAAAAACAAUCUUCUCAUUUCCCGGCAAUGUUGAGAGUUGGGCAAAUUUCAUCGUUGCACUGUCUCCAGGACUGACAGCAAGCGACGCAAAACCCAAUGCAGCCUGGAUCGCAGGAUUAAUAUCGAUUAUUCGAAAACAAUUCAAAACAACGAAACCAAUGGACGAUUGGCUGUCAAAGAAUGAGACAGAAGCAACGAAUAUCGCUUCGAGUAUUCGUUCUCGGGGCAAUAAAUAUCCAAAUAUGAACCUCGCAGCUUGAAUUAUACAUAAUUGACAUAAUAUAUAUUGAAUAUACACAUAUUUUUUCAUGUGCAUGCAAAAAUCUAAAUGGUUUCUAUUUUUGUUUUUGAUUUUCCAUUCAUAUGUAGUACUUAUCGUAUUCAUCAACGGUGCUGUUGUAUCUUACGGCCAAAAUUGAAAAGAAAUACGAUGAGAAAACUAAA